AUUGUGAUUCCAAAUUAGCUCACCUGUGCAGAGCUUGAUUAACACAAGUGUGCUGUCGCGCCUUCCCCUCACCAGGCAUCACCCUGCUAGCAAAGGCUAGCUAAUGUUGAAAACAUUUUCGUAGCAUUGUCCUCAUAACAGAGUGUUUACACUAUGGCGGUAGAUGCUCCAAGACGAUGCUGCGCUUCAUCGUGUCGGACUGUUGCACUUGUGUUGCUUCUCUUCACUCUGGUGCCGGGUUUAAACUGUAUUUCGUGGAAGACUCGUCAAAUACUCCCACACAAUUUAGCAAGUGAAGAUGUAAGGAAGGGCAAAAUUAUCUUCAACGGGAAGCCAGAAUCAGAAGGACUGUGGGACUUCAUGGAGCGCUCUCUGCAAUGUGGCUCAAGUCAGAUGAAAUUAAAAGUCCUGGGCCGUGGAGCUGCAGACUUGGCGCUAGACCUGGGCACUGGACAAUCCCAACCUUUGAGCAAGGAUCUAGAAUCUUGUGGCUAUAUGCUUCGUCAGAAUGCGUUUGGCCUUGUGUUGGUAAUCCCUUAUGAUGGCUGCAAUGUGAUACAAGAGGUAUGUGUUCACAAAUUAAUUCGCAGAUGCCAUUAAGUAUUAAGAUUUUUUGCACCCUGCUGAGGAAACAAUGUUAUUGGUUUUGUUAGUAUUUUUUUCCAUGUGAAAACCCUCAUUGCACCAAAUACUGAAAUACAGCGGAUCCCCUCUUUUUGCGGGGGUUACUUUCCAGGGCCACCAGUGAAUGGCCAAACUUCAUUUUCACUGCUCGCUUCUCCCCCAUCCAAACUCUCCUGGUAGCUUGAUGGAUUUCGGAUCAGAAUUGACAGUAAGAGUGACUGUUGGAAUUAUUUAGUUUAGAUUCAGCUCCAGAACCAUCCGUGUCUCCACACACUUAUUCAAAUUAUAAUUCGUAAUAUAUAUUAUGGAUAUAAUUAAAAUAUGAAUAUAAGUAUAAAAUGUAUAGGUACUCACCACUAAUGUGUGAUGUAAGAAUCCAACAGAUGGAAUUGGAGUCGCAGUGUAGAUGUGCAACUAUGUUGUGUCUCAAGUUAAAAGAUCCCUUUUUAUUAGAGUGCUAUUGAACAAUUUCAAAAGUGAAAUGUCUGAAAGUGAGUUCAGUAAACCCAACUGGGAACUGCACUUGUGAAACAUAACAGAUGCCAUAUAUCACAUACAAUUAUGACAUUAAGGAAUUGGACACUGCACAAACUUUAGCAACACUAGCGUAGAUAGCUAUGUGAUCUACAGUGCUAACGUUACACAUUUGAACAAGCUAUCAUUCUAGGGUAACCUGUUCAUCCGUCCAUCCAGUUUCUAUGCGGGUUGUCCUCGCUAGGGUCGCGGGGGUAUGCUGGAGCCUAUCCCAGCUGACUUGGCGAGAGGCAGGGUGGUAACCUAUUCACAGAAGAAAAACAACUUUGCUCACACGUCUGUAGCUGACAUAAUUGGCUGUGUUCCAUGUUUUAAGAUAUGUAGUGAAGCCUGUAAUUUUAAUAAAAGGUAAUGGGGAACUUUAAGGUAUUGGAAGAGGUCCAUGUGAUAGGCACAGCAUAAUGUAUGGAUAUAUUAGAAUUCAGUUAGUUGAUCAUGUGUGAAUCAAUUGAGACAAAAUGGAGUGCCCACCAGGGGUGCUGUUCAUACAGUUUCAACUACCGUAGUUAUCGUUUUGAAGUUUUGGGAAGUUGAGUGACAUACAAUACAAACAGACCUCCACAGUGGCACAACUGCUUGUAAACAGGAGUUCCGAAAUAAUAAAUGAUUCUACAGUUACUUUCAUAAUUUUAUUUUUUUAAAUCCCAUUGUCAAAAAUGCAGUCAAAAGAUUUUUGUUUUUUAAUUUCAUGAUGCUGCUUACUUCCCUUUUUUGUUUCAGGAUGGCUAUUAUGUGUUGCCAAUGAGCUACCUGCAGAAUUCAAUUACACUGGCCUGCCCCAUGUCUCCUGUGUUGACCACUGGGGAUCCCAUCCCUCAAAAUGCCAGGAACACAUACCGAUCCAAGCGCUAUGCAGUCCAGGCGUUCUCCAACUAUGACCCUUACCAACAAUAUUAUUCCUAUUUGUAUUACCUCUACUACAUGAAUAUGAUGGCAAAUCAACAGACUGCUCCUGCUGUUGUCCAACCAGUUUACAAUCCCCUGUAUUAUCAGUUACUCUACAGCCCGCCAAAGGCCACCACUUCGCCCCAAGUCACCACUCAUGCCCCUUCUGACUCCAACCAGAAUUUUGCAAUGCGUUAUCCUUUCUACUCCCACUAUAUUUAUCCUCACUACCCAAAUGCACUCUAUUGCCACAUGCCAGGUGCACAUUGUCCGAGCAAUUUUCCUUCAUAUUACCCAGGACCAAACCAAUCAAUGGAACCUACCCAAGCUCCAACUAUAACGAAGCCGGCCGCUAUAACGAAGCCAACCACUAUAACAAAGCCGACCACUAUAACAAAGCCUACAACUACAUAUAAAUGCAAACAUGCAGCUACCACUACUAAAGGGCCGCGUAAACCCACUACUACUACUACCACCACCACUAAUACUAAAUCACCGUGUAAACCCAGAACCACCACUUCAACCACAAAGGACACAAACUUUACACCAUACGCCGAAGAACCCUUUGCACCGGCGGUUUCAUACAACACAAGAAGUGAAAUCCCAAGUGAUCCUAAAAGUGUACCUCACAGUAGCUACAAAUCUGGACCACUACUGAGCUACCAGUACUGGCAAGAGCCCUGGUUUCCGCAGGCUGUGGAUGAGGACCAUCAGUUUGACUGGGAUGAUCUAGAUCCUUAGUAGCUGGGAACAUAAAGGCACAUCUCAGUUUUCACAUCCCUGACACUACACACAAUCCUUGCAUGGAGGAAGACUAUGAUGUGGACAUGGGUGAAGUAUUCAUGGGAGGGGUCACAGCAAGUCACUGGUGGAUGGACUUGGGGAAGGAGGACAACAUUCAAGCCAAAAGAGGCUCCAUGGUGAACAGUCGCAGCUGGGCUGAGGAGCUUCAAGAGUGUUACAAUGGAGCACAAUCCAGACUGUCCAUCAUCUCGGCCCAGAGGAAUGAGAGAGAGUCAAUCAGGCAGAAACUUGCUCUCGGCAGUUUCUAUGACGACGAGCCAGUCAUCUUCACCAGCUGCAGCAAAAACGAUUCGUCCUCUCGUUUGCAAAACCUGCAGGUGUGUUUUGUCAACGACAGCAGCAGCGACAAAGACAGCGAUGCGGAGGACAGCAGGACAGAAACCAGUCUGGAUACACCCUUGUCACCUGUGAGCAAGCAGAGCUCGUCGUUAUCUGAUCGAGACACGGCAGAGGAGGACUCGGAUCCGUUAGAUGACUGCGGCGGGUUCUGGCGGGUGCAGCGGAGGCUCCAGGAGGAGGCCCGGGUGGCGCUGGCUCUGGCAAGACCCAUGGCCAAGAUGCAGGUGGAGGUGGAAAGACAAAUCCAGUUGCACAGACGCUCACCUGUGGCCGAUCUGCUUCCCCACCUGCCUCACAUCAGCGAAGGCUUGUUGAAGAGGAACCUGAGGCGAGGGGACAUGAGGGAUAUGAGUCUUGGGCAACUUCAAGUCAUCACAAAUGACUUGCACUCGCAGAUCCAGAGUCUAAAUGAGGAGCUGGUGCAGCUACUGCUGAUGAGGGAUGAGCAACAUGUAGAGCAGGAUGCCAUGCUGGUGGACAUCGAAGACCUCACCAGACAUGCUCACAGCCACCAGCGGCACCAGGCAGAGAAAGCCAACGCUAAAUAAAUUCCUCCUGUGUGUCCAUCUGCACGCCAUCCGACUUAUUACUCACUCCAUCGAUUGUUCCUUGUGUUGCCACGGAAACUCCAUCUGUGCUGUCUCUGGAGGAAAAAAGAGAGCAUAUAGUUAAGUAUUGCACCACUGGAUGUUGUCCAAGGACAUAAAUACGCUUGUGAAUGGGAGUUUUAAACAGCCACAGCUGACAGGCUUUUCACUCCCAUUGGAUUAAUAAUAAUUAAUAAUCAGUGAGCUGCUGGAUUUAGUUCAUAGAAUUAAGGGAAUCUUCUUGACAUAAUUCCACCCAGAGACCAAUUUGUCAUCUCAUUGGUUUUUCAAGGUACAUGUUCAGUACAAAAUGAUGGUUUGGAAGGGAGCACUUGCACGGAAAUUCAGUGUUGCAAUAGAAAAUAAUUAAGUCUAUCUGUCUGAGACAGUGCUGAUUUGCAGCUUAGCUUCAAUGUGACGUUCAAAUGCUGCACCAUUACUGAGAAUCAUUUAAUACACAAAACUGGAUGUAAAAAUUGCUGCUAGUGCACACUUUCUUUGUACUUUUUUUAAUUUUUCAAAUAUGUCUGGCAAACAUGCAGGAUGUAAAGAUUAUUUUGGGUUAAAAGGGAGUGACCGAGCAAAAAUAGAGGUAUGAUGAACGGCCUCAAAAUAAAUGCACGGUGGUUUUUGUGAGGCUCAUUUUGCUAGAGAAGCAUAAACCUCAAACAAAACAUUCGUAAAUCCUGCACAUGACAUACAGUAUAUAUCUAUUUUAUGUGAUAGAUUAUGGACAUGAAGGAUGUCAAAGAGAAGGAAGCAACCACUUAUUGCUCAUGAAAAGUGUGUCCUUUUAACAUACUGUCAACUUUCUUUUUCUAUUGUAUGCCAUGUACUGUAUGAUGAUUGUAAAGAAAUUAAAUAAUAAACAUUUUAAUGUGUGGACAGUU
This is a messenger RNA of Dunckerocampus dactyliophorus (ringed pipefish), 4663 nucleotides long. RefSeq lists its product as uncharacterized. The transcript is spliced from 10 exons. Bases 2847 to 3734 code for a protein of 295 amino acids. NCBI's taxonomy places the organism in Eukaryota, Metazoa, Chordata, Actinopteri, Syngnathiformes, Syngnathidae. Gene Ontology annotation, biological process: positive regulation of hippo signaling. Gene Ontology annotation, cellular component: plasma membrane; cell junction. The record is from RefSeq and is a predicted model, not a curated record.